AUGAUGUCGAGUUUAUUAGCGGACACUCAGUUUUCGGGGAGGGCAGGCUUACUCUCGUGGAUCAACAAAAUGUGCUCAGCGCAGUACCCUAGCGUUGUGUCGUUGCGCGACGGUGCUGCGUAUUGUAGUGUCGUUGAUGCUACUGCUAACCGUGUUGCAGAGAACUGCGCAGCAUUUGGCGUACCUGAACUUACUGUUUAUCAGAAGCGUGCGAAACGGUCGUCACAGCUUCUUGCUCGAGUUUCAUGGGGGGCAACCCUAGCAACUUGCGCCAACCAGGAUCCCUCUCUGGACAGCAUUAAGGAACGAAAUCAGUGUGAAAGGAACAUGCAAACGCUGCAAAUUAUGCUUUACGAGUGCCUGCCACCGGAGUUUUCUUUGGAGAUAGACGUGCCGCGCUUGGCAUGUGGUAAACUGCAAGAUCACGUGCAGCUGCUGAAGCGGAUGCACAUCAUUGUAGGUAAACUUUUGACGUUAUUUUCGAAACAGAGUCUUGAGCUAAGGAUCCGAUCGUCCAGCAACUUCGGAUGUGUGGAAGGUGUGAGAAUAACGCGGGCAAUGAUGCUCCAUCGUAAAGCAUCACAAAAAUAUAUAAACGACCAUUCUCCUAGUCGGCUUAAGAGGGAAGAUGCCGGCAUUUUUGGCGAUACUCGUGGUCAUUUAAGCCUGAGUACAAAUCAGAAAAGUGCUCCCAGGUGCGGUAAUGACAAUGUUAUGCCCGUAACUCCUGGAAGAUAUACAGUAUUAUCUAAAGGACAAAAAGGACCCCCUAAUUCCAGGGGGACACAUUCUGCUGAAGGGACUGAGCUGCGCAGCAGCCUUUUUUCGACAGCAGGUUCUGAUGGUUGUGGUUCCCUUGAAUCCCGCUGCAGCUCAACUACGGGGAUGUCAAAACCUUUUUUUACAGUACCCCAAAGGUACUGUCAUCUGCUUGGCGAUUUACGGCAAGAGGUUGAGUCAUACGAGGCCCUAGUGCAGGCCUCGCAGGGCCGGCAUCAGCGGGGCCUCUUGGCAGGUGAAUGUGGUAGUAACGAUGAUGCCCAGAUGGUGGAACGAAGUGGUAUUAGCACGUUUCAUGGGGAUGCGCCAGUUGUAUGCUUGGAGAGCUUGGGCACACUAUCUGGGAAGAGGGAUAAGCUUUGGCAAACUCUUAGUGUGAUACAUGGCACCGCAGCUCACAGGGCAACUGAAUUGGGUAUAGGGGGCAACGGUAAAGCGUCAGCGCCGCCCUUGCUAGGAGAUAUCUUGUCAGCACUAACCUUGCAGUAG
This is a messenger RNA of Trypanosoma brucei brucei TREU927, 1269 nucleotides long. RefSeq lists its product as hypothetical. The transcript has a single exon. The record is from RefSeq and is a predicted model, not a curated record. Bases 1 to 1269 code for a protein of 422 amino acids. Lineage: Eukaryota; Euglenozoa; Kinetoplastea; Trypanosomatida; Trypanosomatidae.